Messenger RNA from Schistosoma mattheei, 552 nucleotides. Lineage: Eukaryota; Metazoa; Platyhelminthes; Trematoda; Strigeidida; Schistosomatidae. The record is from the annotation of a GenBank genome assembly.
AUGUUGGCAAUGUUGAUGAUGAUGAUGAUGAUGAUGAUGAUGAUGAUGAUGAUGAUGAUGAUGAUGAUGAUGAUGAUGAUGAUGAUGAUGAUGAUGAUGAUGAUGAUGAUGAUGAUGAUGAUGAUGAUGAUGAUGAUGAUGAUGAUGAUGAUGAUGAUGAUGAUGAUGAUGAUGAUGAUGAUGAUGAUGAUGAUGAUGAUGAUGAUGAUGAUGAUGAUGAUGAUGAUGAUGAUGAUGAUGAUGAUGAUGAUGAUGAUGAUGAUGAUGAUGAUGAUGAUGAUGAUGAUGAUGAUGAUGAUGAUGAUGAUGAUGAUGAUGAUGAUGAUGAUGAUGAUGAUGAUGAUGAUGAUGAUGAUGAUGAUGAUGAUGAUGAUGAUGAUGAUGAUGAUGAUGAUGAUGAUGAUGAUGAUGAUGAUGAUGAUGAUGAUGAUGAUGAUGAUGAUGAUGAUGAUGAUGAUGAUGAUGAUGAUGAUGAUGAUGAUGAUGAUGAUGAUGAUGAUGAUGAUGAUGAUGAUGAUGAUAAUGGUGAUGAUGAGUGAGAGGAUGAAAUAG